Messenger RNA from Otolemur garnettii (small-eared galago), 2823 nucleotides. RefSeq names its product doublecortin like kinase 3 (gene DCLK3). NCBI's taxonomy places the organism in Eukaryota, Metazoa, Chordata, Mammalia, Primates, Galagidae. Bases 499 to 2418 code for a protein of 639 amino acids. Gene Ontology annotation, molecular function: protein kinase activity; ATP binding. The transcript has 5 exons. The record is from RefSeq and is a predicted model, not a curated record. Gene Ontology annotation, biological process: protein phosphorylation.
AGGCCUGCCAACAACAUUAGACAGCUGAUCCUCACUCCCACCCACCACCAAAGAAAAUGUGUUUCCCCACUCGGGCAUAGAAGCCUAUGCGACCAUUCUCUAAAAUAUUUAAGCUCCAGAAUCACAGAGAGGAAACUGCAAGGCUCCUGGCUCCCUGCUGGCAGAGGGAAUCUGGAGAAACCAUUCCUGGGGCCCCGGGGCCCGGUCGUGCCCUUGUUCAGCCCUCGGAAUGACCAUCACUUGGCCCUUGGUGAGAAUAGCCCGCUAAAACCCAGGGUCGUGACCGUGGUGAAGCUAGGGGGGCAGCCCCUCCGUAAGAUCACCCUGCUUCUCAACAGGCGGUCGGUGCAGACUUUCGAGCAACUCAUAGCAGACAUCUCCGAAGGCUUGGGCUUUCCAAGAUGGAAGAAUGAUCGUGUGAGGAAACUAUUUAACCUCAAGGGCAAGGAAAUCAAGAGUGUCUCUGAUUUCUUCAGGGAAGGGGAUGCGUUCAUUGCCAUGGGCAAAGAACCAUUGACGUUGAAGAACAUUCAGGUGGCUAUAGAAGAACUAUACCCCAACAAAGCCCGUGCGCUGACAUUGACCCAGCACAGCCGUGUCCCUUCUCCACGGCUGAGGAGCAGGCUUUACAGCAAGGCUCUGAAAGGGGACCACCAGUGUGGGGAGUCUGAAACCACCAAGAGCUGCGGUGAGCCGGCGGGUUGCAAGACAGCCAUCAGGCUCCAGGGAAAGACCUCUGUGGGGCUGGCUCUGGAAGACCGGGUGAGGGCCCAGAAGAAGUGGGCAAGGGGGAAAUGGGAGCCUGAACCCGGUAGCAAGCUGCCCAGGGAAGCCACUUUGGAGGAGAGGCAUGCCAGGGGAGAGAAGCACUUGGGGGUGGAGAUUGAAAAAACCUCCGGUGAAAUUAUCAGAUGCGAGAAGUGCAAGAGAGAAAGGGAGCUCCAGCAGAGGGAGAAGCUGUCCCUGGGGACCAGCGAGCUGGACAUGGGGAAGUGCUCAAGGUAUGACGUGGAGAAGCUAGUGAGGACCAGAAGCUGCAGGAGGUCUCCUGAGGCAAACCCUGCAGGGGAGGAGGAAGGGUGGAAGGGUGACGGCCACUGGAGCAUCCCCAGGAACCCCACUCAAGAACUGAGGAGAUCCAGCAAGAGCACUGACAAGAAAGAGGACAGAGACCCUGAGGGUCCAGAAGGCCAUCCUCAGGGGGCAGCCAAGGCCAAGAAGGAGGACGUUGUACCAGUCGCGGAGGAAGGGAAGAAAGACCCCAGGCAUGUUUGCAGGAGCAAGCAUGGCGGCUGGCUCCUGAGAGAGCACCAGGCUGACGCGGAGCGGCUCCCCAGGACUCGGGGAGAGGAGAAGGACACAGAGAAGGAGAAGAAGCCAUGCGCGUCAGCGGGGAGAAAGUUGGCUCUCAGAGACGACCAGCCUGCGAGGGUAGAAAAGGAGCCCAAGCCCCGGCCGGAGGAGGGCCGGCUGGAGCGGCCGGGCGGCCGGAAGGCGCGGCCCGCGGGCGUCCUGGCGGCCGACGUGGAGAAGCACUACGAGACCGGCCGGGUGCUCGGCGACGGCAACUUCGCGGUGGUGAAGGAGUGCAGGCACCGCGCCACCAGGCAGGCCUACGCCAUGAAGAUCAUCGACAAGGCCCGGCUCAAGGGCAAGGAGGACAUGGUUGACAGUGAGAUUCUGAUCAUCCAGAGCCUCUCCCACCCCAACAUCGUGAAGCUGCAUGAAGUCUACGAGACGGACUCUGAGAUCUACCUGAUCCUUGAGUACGUGCCGGGUGGGGACCUUUUUGAUGCCCUGAUAGAAAGUGUGAAGUUUCCCGAGCCCGACGCUGCCCUCAUGAUCAUGGACUUAUGUAAGGCCCUCGUCCACAUGCACGACAAGAGCAUCGUCCACCGGGACCUCAAGCCAGAAAACCUUUUGGUUCAGCGGAAUGAGGACAAAUCUACCACUUUGAAAUUGGCUGAUUUUGGACUUGCGAAGCAUGUGGUGAGACCUAUAUUUACUGUAUGUGGCACUCCGACUUAUGUAGCUCCUGAAAUUCUUUCUGAGAAGGGUUAUGGACUGGAGGUGGACAUGUGGGCUGCAGGAGUGAUCCUCUAUAUCUUGCUGUGCGGCUUCCCCCCCUUCCGCAGCCCAGAGAGGGACCAGGAUGAGCUCUUUAACAUCAUCCAGCUGGGCCACUUUGAGUUCCUACCCCCCUACUGGGACAAUAUCUCUGAUGCUGCCAAGGAUCUGGUGAGCCGGUUGCUGGUGGUAGACCCCAAAAAGCGCUACACAGCCCACCAGGUUCUUCAGCAUCCCUGGAUCGAAACAGGUGGCAAGACCAGCAUGGUGAACCUACAAAAGGAAGUGUCCCCCAGCAGCGAGGGCCACUGCUGGAGCCAGCACAAGAGGGUUGCAGAGCAGACAUUGUAGUCACCACCUCAGGCAUCUGUUCAGUCCCCAGUUUUGCUCAAGGACAGAGAAAAGGAUAGAAGUUGGAGAGAAAAACAGUGAAAGAAGUUUCUUCAUAUAAUUGGAGAAUCAGGGGAAGAAACACUCAGUAGAUUUUAAAGCAUAUUACAAAAGUAAACUGAAUUUUAAUGUUAAAUGUUGUAACAUUUUUAGAUUUGUAUAUUUGAAGCCUUUAAUACAUUUUUUUUUGGGUAAGAAUUAUCAUCAGCGAGGGGUUUUGGUAAUAAUGGUGUAUUCUGCUUUCUCUUUGUAAUUAUGUUCAUGCUGUACUACAGGAGUGGUGCUUUAUCAGGGUCUAAACUCCCCCUGUGAGAUUAAUAAGGUGCACUGUCAUCUUUCUGUGUUAAUAAAACAUGCUCUGAAUAA